CCCCGCCGCUUCUCUGUGCUCCCCCGGCUCCCUGCGGCCCCCGUCUGAUUUACAGUAAAUGAAAGACGUGCCGCGCUCCGGGUCUGUCAGCGAGACCACAGUGCGCGGCCGCGGUGACUCAGAUUUGUUUUCCUUCAAACCAAGUGACUCUGAGAGUGUCCUUAGUAAUGUCGCGUGUGGUUUUGGUGGGGAGUUUUAAUUGUGCUUGGAGAUCUCAUGGCAGAUCUCUGUCUUUCCUGCGGAUGACUUCAGAAACAGUCGGGAGGCCGGCUCCGCUCGCUGGGGCCCCCGAGGUUCCUCCGCGGAUCGCCUCUGGCCGCGGCGACAACUUCUCGCCCUUGGCCGGGGGAAGCGACCCCUGUGCGGGGGCUGAGCCCCGCGCCCGGGCUGCAGCACUUGUUCUUCGUGAUUGCAAAACUGGACCUGACUCACCACAUUUGUGCAGUGAAAGAGGCUGACCCUUUCCGUUCAUACAGGAAACCUUGAGCUCUCGAUAGGAGUAAAUCUGGUUUCAGAAGCUGUUAAGUGUUUUCCUGGCCGCCUGAAGCAGGCUCUUCCCCGGGAGUCGUGCACAUUGCUGAUUACUUUAUCGACAUCCUCAAUACAGACAAAUUCAGGAAACACUCGACUUCUGAUAGCCGGGAUCCGUUUUUCUGAUAUUGUUCAUUUCCUCUGUGUGGGAUGUGACUUUAUGACAGCUAAAAUAACCAGUUGCUUCCUAUUUUUUGAGCCUGUUUUGCACCAGAAUUACUAAAGCCUGACGCAAGCAAAAUCUCGAAAAACAAUGCAGCAAAUUGCAAAGGGUGCAGGCAGAAAGACAAACAGCGUGACUCAGUGGCACUGGCCGGAGCUCCUGCCCCGGGACGCGGCCGCGGCUCCGCAGCGGGGCCGGUUCCCCGGCGUGUCGCUGCCUGCGCCCCCCGGCCCGGGGCCGAGCCUGGCGGGCACCCCGCGGCCUCUGGAGGGCAAACCCCCAGCCGAGGGUGGGGACACGGGGGCUCUUCUUCCUAGAGGCCCAGUGCCCUCCUGUUGGCGCAUCACCCCUGCCCAGCCCCGCGAUGUCCCCACUUUCCGCAGGGAGCGGGCACUGGCUCAGACAGUUUCUUUAGGGCAUCGCGGUGAAAGAGCAGAAGGAAGCAAAGGGAAGCCGCUGCUGUGGAGCCCCUUCAUCCAGCGGCCGCUGCACAAGAGGAAGGGGGGGCAGGUCCGCUUCUCCAACGACCAGACCAUCGAGUUGGAGAAGAAGUUCGAGACGCAGAAAUACCUCUCCCCACCGGAGAGGAAGCGCCUGGCCAAGAUGCUGCAGCUCAGCGAGAGGCAGGUCAAAACCUGGUUUCAGAAUCGCAGAGCCAAAUGGAGGCGUCUAAAGCAGGAGAACCCCCAGGCCACCAAAAAAGAAGAAGUAGAAAGUGCUGACAGUCACAGUGACCAAAGGCCGGAGAGCUGCCAGAGCCCCGAGCAGAAGGGUAAGGAGGUCUCUCUGGAUGGCUCACAGUACACCCCCUCCCCAGCCUCACAGGAGGACCUGGAGUCAGAUGUCUCUGAUGACUCUGAUCAAGAAGUGGACAUUGAAGGCGAUAAAGGCUAUUACGCUGCUGCCCACUAACAGUCCCACGCAGAGAGCGCACCCCAGCUCGGCUUGCACUUUACCAGGGGCUGGUUUGAAAGAGUAUUGUGCUACAGGAGAAAACUUUCACCGUUACACUGAAAGAAAAAAACAUCACCAAAUAGACUAAUUUUGUAAUGAACAGAGAAAGAAAGAUGUAUUUUCUGGAAACAGUUCAGUUUUGGCAUCUCUAAUUUGGUUAAAGGACCGUGGUUUGUAUUUAAUUAUUUGUAAGAUAUGUUUGUACAAUAAUCUAUGUUCUAACUGGAAUAUAAUCCUGCACCCUGUCCUUACUCAUAGUGGUGGAGAGAGUCUGAAUCAGCUGCUGUCAGUGAUCAGGCAAAACUCUAGUGUGGAAGUGAGUAUGGAUUGCAGGAAUAAGCCCUUUGUAUGUGUAAACAAACUUACUUUAAAUAGAUUAAUUUAAACGCCCUUUGUAAGCAGAGAAACAUGUUCUGUGAAAUAGGGAGGGAUUUGACCAUCCCGAGAAGUGCCUUAUGCUCACACCCUUUUAUGUGCCGUGGUGCUCUCUACUGAGACAUCCCUCCAUUUGUCAGGUAGAGUUGUGGGACAGAUUCCUUUUUCUUCUUGUGUGAGAUGAAAUGUGCCUUCUCAGAUUUUGGAGAAUUUUGCCAUUUUUGUUUGGAUGGUUCCGUUUGCAGAAAAAAAUUUUUUUCUCCUUUAAAAUCUCAUGGACUGUUUUUUAUGAAUUUCAGAUUAGAGAAGAAAAUUCAGGGAGCAAUAGGGCUCUGCUGCAGGACAGAAACUGGUAUUAGCUGCAAGGGUUUAAGUGAGGCACACAGCCAUGGGAAGAUGAUGCCUGUCGUACACGUAUCUGCUUCUGUACAUACUAGUUUUCUUUAAAAGUCUUGUGGUUUUUAUACCUCACCUUGUUCAUAUUUUGUACAUAUUUGUUCAGUGUUAAAAAAAAAGGCAAAACCUGGUAUUUAAUUUUUGAUGGACAUAUCUGUGAAAUAAACCUAAACUCUGCAACACUC
Molecule: messenger RNA, 2604 nt
Organism: Prinia subflava (tawny-flanked prinia)
Lineage: Eukaryota; Metazoa; Chordata; Aves; Passeriformes; Cisticolidae
Gene: HHEX
Product: hematopoietically expressed homeobox
Exons: 4
Coding region: 785-1606 (273 amino acids)
Biological process (GO): regulation of transcription by RNA polymerase II; cell differentiation
Molecular function (GO): DNA-binding transcription factor activity, RNA polymerase II-specific; RNA polymerase II cis-regulatory region sequence-specific DNA binding
Source: RefSeq, a predicted model, not a curated record